Molecule: messenger RNA, 4161 nt
Organism: Penaeus chinensis
Lineage: Eukaryota; Metazoa; Arthropoda; Malacostraca; Decapoda; Penaeidae
Product: 1-acyl-sn-glycerol-3-phosphate acyltransferase epsilon-like
Exons: 9
Coding region: 215-1435 (406 amino acids)
Cellular component (GO): mitochondrion; endomembrane system
Molecular function (GO): acyltransferase activity
Source: RefSeq, a predicted model, not a curated record
GCGCUUCUCGGCCGUCGCUUGUCGGGAGGGACGAGCGGGGUUGCUUAUUGCCCGACGACACCAACGCCCUCGACGGAACUUCUCUUUUUAAGGGAAAUUUACCCCACCGUCGGCGCCCCUUGCCCACCGUCGGCGCCGUUCACCCACGACUGGCGUCCUUUACCCACGACCGGCGCCUUUUUUUUUAACCCUUGGCUGGAGAGGGGAAAGGACGAUGGCGAAUUUACUUGAUCUGAAGGAUUGUUGGAGGAAGAUUCGCGAGCUGUACACGACGGUCGUGGGAUUUAUGAGAUAUGUGUUUGGCUCGGUAAUGAUGAUUGGGGUGGCCCCAGAAUACCUCGCGAUAUGGCUUGUGUGGCGAGGUGCUUCACUAGUAUUCCCUUCCUGGAUAUACCAGUGGGGGGAUGACAAACUCUAUUCUCUCUAUCAGCGGCUAGUUCUCUUUUUCUUUGAGACGUGUACAAAUUUAGAGGUGGUGUUAUAUGGUGAUGCUGUAGAUGCUCUGAAGAAGAGAGAAAGUGUCUUAUACCUUGCCAACCAUCAGUCAACAGUUGACUGGCUUGUUGCUGAUAUGAUCUCUGUCCGAGGUGGAUCUUUAGGACACCUACGCUAUGUGAUGAAAAACACGCUACAACUGAUGCCACUCUACGGGCACUACUUCUACGCACACGGCUGUAUUUAUGUGAAACGUGGGAAGUUCAGUCAGAACAAAAUGAUUCAGGCCCUGGACUACCUCAAACACCCAAAGAUUCCUACUUGGUUGGUGAUCUUCCCUGAGGGCACACGCUACUACCCCGGGAACCCUGACGUCAUCCAGAAAGCAGAGCAGUACGCAAAGGACAACAAUCUUCCGGCAAUUGGAACAGUGACUGCUGCUCAGGAAGAUGCCAAGGUCUCGGUUAGAAAGUGCUCCGAGAAAACAGUGCUGAAGCAUCACUUGGUCCCAAAAACCCGAGGAAUGUGGUUAGUCAGCAAACAGUUACAUGAUAAGAUUGAUGCCAUAUAUGAUGUCUCUGUGUUCUACGAUGGGACUGUGGACGAGCAAGGCAUUAGAGGAAAUGCUCCACAGCUUGUUGGGUUCCUAACGGGAAAGUGCAAGAAGGUUCACGUACACAUCAGGCGCAUCCCAAUGUCUGAGGUGCCGAGGGAGGAGGAGGAAGUCGGAAAAUGGCUACAGGAGCUUUAUAGGACGAAAGAUGAAUUGGCUGAGAACUUCUUCACCCAGGAUAAUGAGAAGCGAAAUAAGGUUGAAAAGCUGUUGAAUGGCCACAAGUCUUCACUAAGUCUUUGGUCGACUCUCUCCUCCUUCCUGUUCUUUAGUGUUCUCUCAGUGCCAUUCAUCUGUACUAAAGUUGGAAGGCAGAUGUACAUAAAUUUACUGGUCUAUGGAAGCCUUGGCUCGUAUGGGUGGCUUGCCAUUCGUAAUGUUUGUUAAGCCUGUUUUUGAAGAGGGAAAAACUUGCCAAGUGACGACAAAUGGCAAAAGGAACAAAGUGGAACAGCGUAAGGGUCACCUCCAGAUCUGUUUCAAGAAAUCACAUUAUGGGUGAAACAGUUAAUUAGGAAACAGUUUUUAUGUGUAUACUUGGAUGAGAUGUUAUGAAUGCAUCAUUUUUGGGAUAUAUAGUGGUAAUGGACCAUCCCAAUGAUUUUUAUGUAAAGAAUGUGGUAAAUGGAAACUUGUAUAUUAAUGAAACAUUUAUCUCAGAUCUUCCGUUGUGCACAGACAGAUUUUUGAAGUAUUACAUGGGUUUUCAUGACAUGCAAGUCAGUUUCACUGGAUACAAAGUACAGAAAUUGACACAUUUGAUUAUCAUAUGUCUGUUCAUAUUGUAAUUAUUGUAUAUUAUCUAGGAGUCUUUCAGUAGAUAAAACAUGAUAUUUCUUUGUCAUAUAGUGAAUGAAGCUUGUCAGAAAUAAAGAAAUAUUCUCAUAAUUGAUGAUUUGUUUUUGAUGGCUAAUUCCAGCAAACUGAAAAAGUACAUGCAUGAGCUUGCAUGUACACUAUAUAUGUAUGGUAUACUGGACUAAUCCUCAUAAUCAUUUCUUUAAAACACUGAUUCUCCAUUAUAUUUCUGUUGUAAAUCAGGAGUAUUUGUAUUAUCAGAUACAGAAAUAUGGAUAUAUUGCUUGAAAAGGAAGGCAGAAAAAAAUGAAAUAAUGGAAGAGAAAAAUCUGUUAUACAUAUCUCUAUCUGCACACACAUAUGUGCAAUCCCCACCCACAAAUGUGUGUAUAUGUAUGGAUAUUUGCCAUCCUUUGAUAUUAUAUACAUUUUUUUCUGCAAGAAAUAGAUGCUCAAUAUGUUUUUUGCAUGGCAAUAGUUUUCCCUUCUACUUAUUAAACCAUGCUUGAAGGAAAUUACUUUGUCAUCAUGAGGUUAGGGUGUUUGUGAACAAAAAUAUUAUUUAUGUUAAUAAUUAAUAUAAUCAAUAAUGUAAUGCUGUUUUUUGUUGCAUAUCAACAUUGGGAAAGUGAUUAUCACAGGAUGCACUUGUAUAACUGUGAAAUUGAAAGAUUAGACAAGUGUUUAAGGAAGUAGCAUGUCUUUGAGAAAGUGGUGACAAUUACAGCAUGUAAAGCUUAUGUAGAGGUGUAAUGUUUUUUGUUACAUUUUUUUUUUUUUUUUAUCUCUUUCUCACAUUGUUUUUUCUUUCAUUCUUCUUUGGUGAAUUUGUUUAUGUAAAAUUAUUUUAUUUCUUCUUUUUUUUUUUUGUAGAUACAGUAGUAUUAUAGAAGUCUUUUGGUGUGAAGGGGACAAAAAAAUUAUUGAUUUUUAGAAUUAGACAAUGUUCCUUUUUUUAUGCUGCCAGUGGUGUUGUUUUAAUUGUAUGGUUACUGCACAUUUAAGAAGUACAAUGUAGACUGGUAUUAGGGCAACAUAUUUUUCCAAAAAAAAAAAAAAAAGAGAGAGAAAAAGAAAAAAUAAUAAAAUAUAUAAUACUGUGGUCACUUUUCAGUUGCAAACAUCCCUUUGUGGAGAAAGAUGGAUCAAGGUAAUCAUUUUGCAUUAUGAGGAGCAACAACUGUUAAAUAAGAGUAUUUUGUUAUGCUUACAUACUGUGAUACUGAAAUUUCUGCUAGUUGACAUCAACUAUGAAAAUCUUCAAAGUAUCCAUCAAGACCAUAUACAUAUAUAUUCUUGAUUAACAACGAGGUCUUUAAUGAUACAGGGAAGGGAGGGAAGGUUAAAUUAAUAACUAAAAAUUCAGGACAGCAAUUCAGGUAAGAAUUACUUUGAAGGAAAUUGAAUCUGAAGGAUUUGAAUUUGCUAAUAUUACCUAUCCUAAUAAUAAGACCGCAAGAAAAGAGACAAAAGAUAAUGUUGAAGGUAAAAUGUGAAUCCGCAAUUCUAUUGUAUAGUUUAGGUUAUCGCAGAAACAUAAUAAGGAGGUUACAAUUACUUUAUUAUGAAAAAGUACAAAUACUGAUACCAAAUAAAUAUAAUUCAUUCUUGGGAUAUAUUCUCAUAAGCAAAGUAAACAUUUGGAAAUAGAAAAAUCAGUAUAUCAUUAUUUUGUGUUCUAAACCUAGCCACCAACAACCCUCGUCUUGUAAUACUCCGAGAUUGGGAAACAAAAUGUCUUAAAAAUAAGUAGAUAUGUUGCUUAUUUCAGCAAAUUUCUCAAUCACAGUAAGGAAAUCAAUUAUCCAUUAAAGUCACAAGUUCAAAUAAUUCUUAAAACAUAAGCUGAUUACUAUCACUUGUGUUAUACUGCCUGGCAGUCAAUUAACCAUUAAUACAAUCAAUAAUUCAGUGAACACCUAUGUAUGCCAGAAUACACACAUGUCCAUUUUGUACAAAAAUCAGUUACAAUAUUGAUAUUUACAUAUUUACGACCAUUUGCCCCACAUAACUGGCACAAGCCAGGGAUGCCCUUCAUUGUGUAAUACAGAAACAAAAACGAAGUCUAGGUUUUCUGUGACUUCUGAAUAACUGUCAGCUGUCAGAUACUGUUGUGGAUACCUCAUUUGUUUUUGUUUUUUGAACCACUGGAUCUUCAUUUAUAGACCUUUGUAACUGUCUGCAUGUAUUAUAUUGCCUUUGCAUAUGUAAAUGUAAACAAAAAUGCAUUUUGGCUGAAAGUUUUCAGUUUUUUUGUUGUUUUUUUACUUACUUUUUUUAUGUACGGAGUUACACCAAUAAGACUAACUUUGAUA